GCAUGCGCAUUAGUCAUCCCUGACCCUCCCGACUUUGCAGCCUUUUGGAGCUCGCUGUUUUUCUCGCGGUGUCCUUUGUCGCGCUGUCCCCCUCGCUCUCGAGCGUUCCUCCGGAAGACUCUAGGAAGACUCAGCAGCAGGAAGAUGGCAGUGGACUCAGUGGAUUUUGAGGAUGUGGCUGUGAAGUUCACCUUUGAAGAGUGGGCCCUGUUGGAUCCUUCACAGAAGAGACUCUACAGAGUUGUGAUGAGGGAAACUAUCAGGAACCUGGCAGUAGUGGAGACAAAAGAGAAAGACCAGAGGAUUGAUGAUGAGCACAAAAAGCAAGAUGGAAAUCCCAGUGCCCUCAGAAGUCAUGAAAGAACUCACCCUGGAGAAAGACCCUAUAAAUGUAUACAAUGUUGCAAGACCUUCACUACUUACACAUACUGCCAAAUGCAUGUAAGAACUCACACUGGGGAGAGACCUUAUGAAUGUAAACUGUGUGGAAAGGCAUUCACUUUUCCUAAUGGCCUCCGUCAACAUGAAAAAAUUCACACAGGACAUAAACCAUACAAAUGUGAGAAAUGUGGAAAGGCUUUCAAACAUUCCAGUUCCCUAAAAGUACAUCAAAGAAUUCACAGUGGAGAGAAACCAUAUGAGUGUGGUCAAUGUGGGAAGGGUUUUGUUUCUUCUUCUUCUCUCCGUGUACAUGAAAUCAUUCACACUGGAGAAAAACCUUAUGAGUGUAAACAGUGUGGGAAAGCAUUCCCUUUUUUCCAUGUCUUACAAGUACAUCAAAGAAUUCACACUGGAGAGAGACCCUACAAAUGUAAUCACUGUGGAAAGGCUUUUGGUUCUUCCAGUCCUUUAAGAAGACACGAAAGAACUCACACUGUGUUGAAACCAUAUAAGUGUAAACACUGUAAUCAGAGCUUUGCUCGUCCUGUUCUGUGUGAAAGGCAUGAAAGAACUCAUACUGGGCUGAAACCAUAUGAAUGUAAACAAUGUGGUAAGGCCUUUGGGUCUUCCAGUAACCUCAAAAGGCAUGUAAGAACCCACAGUGGAGAGAGGCCACAUGAAUGUAAACGAUGUGGAAAGGCGUUCAAUUCUUCCCAUAUCCUCAGAAGACAUGAAAGAACUCACACUGGAGAAAAACCCUAUAAAUGUAAGCAGUGUGGUAAGGCCUUCACUUCUUCCAGUUAUCUCCCAGUCCAUGAAAGAAUUCACACUGGAGAGAAAUUAUACAAAUGUACACAAUGUGGAAAGGCCUUUACUUCUUCCAGUAUUUUCAGAAGGCACGAAAGAAGACACACUGGAGAGAAACCUUAUGCCUGUAAGCAAUGUUGUAAGACUUUCAUUUCUUCCAGUGCACUCCGAUAUCAUGUAAGAACUCACACUGGUGAGAGACCCUAUAAAUGUAAACAAUGUGGAAAGGCAUUCCCAUUUUGUAGUGGCCUCCGUGCGCAUGAAACUAUUCACAAAGAACAGAAACACUACGUAUGUAAACAGUGUGGAAAAGCAUUUACUCGUUCCUAUGCCCUCAUAAUGCAUGAAAGGAUUCACACUGGCGAGAAACCCUAUAUGUGUAAACAAUGUUGUAAAACCUUCAGUUAUUCCAGUUCUCUCCGAAUCCAUGAAAGAACUCACACUGGAGAAAAACCCUAUGAAUGUAAACAAUGUGGAAAGGCAUUUACUUGUCCCAAAUAUCUUCGAAUACAUAAGAGAUUUCACACUGGAGAGAAACCCUAUAGAUGUAAUGAAUGUGAUAAGCCUUUCACAACUUCCAGUCACCUCCGAGUACAUCGAAGAAUUCACACUGGAGGAAAACUAUGAAUGUAUAAAAUGUGACAAAGCCUUUUUUUAUUCCUGUGACCUCCAGAGGAAUGAAAGAUCUCACCCUAGAGAGAAGCCCUACAAAUGUGAUGUGGUAAGGCCUUUGUUAAUUCUUGUUCCCUCAAUCUGCCCAAAAAGUCAUUGUGUAAAGAAAGCCUAUGAAUAUAAUCAGUGUGAGGAGGCAUUUGCACAUUCCUGUGCACUCUGAAGUAACUCAGGAAAAAAAUCUCAAGCAAAUAAGGUGGUGAGAACCAAGCUUGCUGCAGUGCCCUCAUAGAGCUUGAAGAAACUCAGGGUAGAAGAAACGUGAGUAUUAACCACAUGAAAUCUUCAUUUAUGAUCUUUAGUGGCCUUAAAAUUCACAUUGACAUGAAACCCUUUGUGGGGAAACUACAUAGUAGGGGCAUAAGUUGUUUCAGCCAGAUUUAAGUACAGGGGUCUAUCCACUGGAGAGAAACCCUUUAGACAUAUAUAAACUAUAUGAUAAGGCUUGAAGAAUUGAGAUACUGUUUCAUUACAACAAAGUGGAAGGGACAUAGAACCAUGGUAGGGUUAAAAAACAAUGUAAAUAUGACCAUUUCUGCCCUGCUCUGUUCUGAAUGAAACACUAUGGCUAGUAUAUAAUAUGGAUGAAUCUGUCAUAUCACCCACCCUUUGGAGAAAGAAAACUUUUCAUCUGCUAGGAACUUAAUAUGUUUAGUGUUGAAAUUCAUUCGAGCAAUUUUGCUUCUUUUUUUUUUUUUUUUCUUUUCCCCAUAUCAGGGCUGGAACUCAGGGCCUUGUGCUUACAAGGCAGGCAGGGUGCCACUGAGCUAAAUCCCAGACGUGAUUUUGCUUAUUUUCAAACAGAGCCCUAGUCAGCAAGAGCAAUUUCUUUGUCUGUAUCUCUCACAGUGGUUGAAACCAGGGCAUUCAUUAUGAGAAACUUCUCCAGGCUUUAUUUUUUAUUUUGAGGUCAGUUACAGCUGCAAGGCUCUGCAUUAAUAGUUGUGAGGAUACUGCCUCUGAUUCCUUGAGUGCAAAGAUUACAAGUCAGUGAUGUCAUGGGUGGCUGCAAGUUUUUUAGUCUAAGGAAUAUGAGAAAGACUCUUCCCUUCCUCCAUAGAAAAGGUCAUGGUAUUAACCUUUGCAAACAACUGCCUAUGCAGUGUGUGAAAGUUUUCAAAUUUUCACAAAGACUUUUUAGUCCUCCAAAAAUUGGCACUAAACAAAGCACUACAGAAAGAUGAAGUCAUUUCACAUGUGCCACUUCAGAACAUUAUCUGUAUGAUCUAUGAUGCAUGUCUAUCUGUGACUCAUUCUCCCAUAUUUUAGAGGUGAGAGCGUGGCAAAAAAGUGAAAGGUCAGUGUAGUUCUGCAAAUUUGCACUCCAUGUGUCUUGGGCAGCUAAGGGAGGAAGAUAGGAAGUUCAAGUCCAACCUGUGCAACCUGGUGAGACCCUGUCUCCAAGAAUUAAGAGAUCCCGGAAAGUAGCUCAGAGUGCAUCCCUGUGUUAAAUGCCUGGUAUGAGCAAAAAUGUCAAAGGAGUGUUAUUAAAACCUGUAGACAAGUAAACAUGGUAGUAAACCUUUGGCACCGAUUUCCUAGUUGUAUCCUCACCUAAAGAUUCAUUGGAGAUGGAUAUUUUAAUUGUGAAAUACCUGUAGACACAUAUGAUAUAGCACUGCUUUUUUUUUUUCUAACUAAAUGCUCAAGCCAUCAUAGCCACCAGUAUCAGCUCAGUGGAAGCUAAGAGAUUUUAUUGAAUCUUUGAAACAUAUAGUUAUAGAAAGUUAGUAGUUAAGGUUUGUGUUAGAUGUGCUCCCAAAGCCUCAUGCAGAUGAGGUGGGACUUUCUUUUUCAGAGGUAAUUAGAUCUGGAAUGUGUGGUGCUGGGGUUAAGGGUGUAUGAUUACUAAACCACUACUGUUGAGAUUUUUAGUUUUGACCUAAUCCCAGGAGUCUGGAUGAUAUAAAAGGGGCGGGAGGACACUGUCACACUCUCUUGCUACCUUGUGAGGACCAUGUCGUUUCUCCUCUGCAAUGCCUGUUUGCCAUCCCUUUCUGGAGGUCAGCUGAUUAUGGACUGAAACCUCUCUGAACUGUGAGUUAAGUAAACUUCUUCCCUUUUAACGUUAGGUAGUGCAUAUUUUGUCUCAGCAAUGAAAAAA
Molecule: messenger RNA, 3964 nt
Organism: Fukomys damarensis (Damara mole-rat)
Lineage: Eukaryota; Metazoa; Chordata; Mammalia; Rodentia; Bathyergidae
Product: zinc finger protein 709-like
Exons: 4
Coding region: 145-1815 (556 amino acids)
Biological process (GO): regulation of transcription by RNA polymerase II
Cellular component (GO): nucleus
Molecular function (GO): DNA-binding transcription activator activity, RNA polymerase II-specific; RNA polymerase II cis-regulatory region sequence-specific DNA binding
Source: RefSeq, a predicted model, not a curated record